Molecule: messenger RNA, 3110 nt
Organism: Dryobates pubescens (Downy woodpecker)
Lineage: Eukaryota; Metazoa; Chordata; Aves; Piciformes; Picidae
Gene: ANO2
Product: anoctamin 2
Exons: 25
Coding region: 1-3009 (1002 amino acids)
Biological process (GO): chloride transmembrane transport
Cellular component (GO): plasma membrane
Molecular function (GO): chloride channel activity; protein dimerization activity
Source: RefSeq, a predicted model, not a curated record
AUGUCAGUGCUGCAUGCAGGCAGCAAGAAGACAGCAAGACCAGCAAGGGACCCUUUUUCAGCAUACAGCAGCAAAUACCUCACCGUUCCUCAAAACCGCACCUCCACGCACAGCGGCAGGAUCAAUGGAGCCUUGGAAGCUCCAAGCUGUAUGCAGUCCUUCAGCAGCUCUAUUAUAAACAAUUACCUGGAUGGGACACGAGAUGGGGCUGUGGCCAAAGGGUCCUCCAGUGGCAUGCACUUCAGGGACAGCAAGAGGAAGGUGGACUAUGUCUUAGCCUACCACUACCGCAAGCGCCUGGCUCGACACCUGCCCGCCCCGGGCUCGCCGGAGCCCAUGCGCAGAGCUGCCUCCCUGAGCCUGGUUUCCAAUGGAGGGACGGCCAAGGGCAGCGCUGAGCUGCACCCACAAGAGCCACCGGGGCUGCCUGGGGUGCAGGUGGUUGAGCUCAGCCCCCUGGAUGCCCUGGAAGAGGAGAAGCAGCUGCAGCGGGAGGAAUAUGAGCGCAACCUGGUGGAAGCAGGGCUGGAGAUAGAGAAGGACCCUGAGAACAAGAGCCAAGGACUGAGCUUUGUCCGGAUACAUGCACCGUGGCAAGUACUCAGUCGAGAAGCUGAGCUCCUUAGAAUCAAAAUGCCCACUAAAAAGAUGUAUGAAAUCACAGAAGAAGGAGGAAUACUCAAAAAGUUAAAUGAAAUAUGGUGCAAGCUGACUGAGCCUCUGCAACCCCAGGUGCCACGCCAAGAGAACACCAACAUGAAAACCUUGUCUUACCCAUUUUCCAGAGAGAAAAUCUAUUUGUAUAACAUUAAAGACAAGGACACCUUUUUUGACAACGCUACCCGCAGCCGAAUAGUACGUGAGAUCUUGAAGCGCACAUCUACAAAGGCCAGAAGCAGCAUGGGUAUUGGUACAUUAAUAGCAAACAACGUUUAUGAUGCAGCAUAUCCACUCCAUGAUGGUGAAUAUGAAGGCAAAAACGAUGCCAUGAAUGAAAGACAGUUGCUGUAUCAAGAAUGGGCAAGAUAUGGAGUAUUUUACAAGUUUCAGCCUAUUGACCUUAUAAGAAAGUAUUUUGGAGAAAAGAUAGGACUUUAUUUUGCAUGGCUGGGUUUAUACACAGAAUUCCUCAUUCCAUCUUCAGUAGUUGGGAUUAUUGUGUUUCUCUAUGGAUGCAUAACCAUUGAGAGCGACAUUCCCAGCAAGGAAAUGUGUGACCAACACAAUGCCUUCACCAUGUGCCCUCUGUGUGACAAGUUCUGUGACUACUGGAACCUCAGCACCGCCUGUGCUACUGCUCGAGCCAGCCACUUGUUUGACAACCCUGCUACAGUCUUUUUCUCUGUCUUUAUGGCUCUCUGGGCUACUAUGUUCCUUGAACAAUGGAAGAGAUUACAGAUGAGACUCUGUUACUUCUGGGAUCUAACUGGACUGGAGGAAGAAGAAGAGCAUCCCAGACCAGAGUAUGAAACCAAACUCCUGCAGAAAAAGCUGAAGAAUAAAAACAUCACAGCAGAAAACUCAAAUGAAGGUGAAAAGGAGAAGCUGACGUGGAGCGACCGUAUGCCUGGAUACGCAGCAAACUUGGGCCUGAUUUUAUUUAUGAUCAUGCUGACCUGCUCAGCAGUGUUUGGAGUGAUCGUUUACCGGAUCACAACCGCAGCAGCUUUGUCAUUCAGCACCAAUCAGACGCCCAGGUCAAACGUCCGGGUGACCGUGACGGCCACGGCUGUCAUCAUCAACCUCGUCGUCAUACUUAUACUUGAUGAGAUUUAUGGAGCUGUUGCCAAAUGGCUGACAGAAAUUGAGGUACCAAAAACAGAGAAAACCUUUGAGGAGAGGCUGAUUUUGAAGGCAUUCCUACUGAAGUUUGUGAAUUCUUAUGCACCAAUUUUUUAUGUUGCCUUUUUUAAAGGAAGGUUUGUUGGCCGCCCUGGUCAUUAUGUGUAUGUGUUUGAUGGCUAUCGAAUGGAAGAGUGUGCUCCUGGAGGCUGCUUGAUGGAACUCUGUAUUCAGCUGAGCAUCAUCAUGCUUGGAAAGCAACUGAUUCAAAACAAUCUGUUCGAGAUUGGAAUCCCAAAGCUAAAGAAGCUCUUCAGGAAGCUGAAGGAUGAAAGAACUGAGCCAAAAGAAGUGGACACCAACCAAUCAAAGGACCCUCAGCAAUGGGAUCUCGACUAUAUCUUGGAACCUUUCACUGGGCUGACUCCAGAAUACAUGGAAAUGAUCAUCCAGUUUGGCUUUGUCACCCUCUUUGUUGCCUCUUUUCCUCUGGCACCUGUCUUCGCUCUGCUGAACAACAUCAUAGAAGUCCGGCUCGAUGCGAAAAAAUUUGUGACUGAGCUGAGGCGACCAGACACAGUGAGAGAAAAAGACAUAGGAAUCUGGUAUAACAUCUUGAGUGGCAUUGGAAAGCUUUCAGUCAUCAUUAAUGCUUUUGUCAUUGCCAUCACAUCUGAUUUCAUUCCACGCCUUAUGUAUCAAUAUGCCUACAGUCAGAAUGGAACCAUGCAUGGCUUCAUCAACCACACGCUCUCCUACUUCAAUGUCAGUCAUCUCAAGGCUGGGACACAGCCAGAAAACUCCCCUUUUGCACAAGAUGUUUUAUUCUGCAGGUUCAAAGACUACAGAGAGCCACCUUGGUCCCCAAACCAGUAUGAGUUCUCUAAGCAGCACUGGGCAGUCUUGUCUGCUCGCCUGGCUUUUGUUAUUCUGUUUCAGAACCUGGUGAUGUUUCUCAGCGUUCUGGUGGACUGGAUGAUUCCUGACAUCCCCAAGGACAUCAGUGAGCAGAUCAAAAAGGAGAAGAGUGUGCUUGUUGACUUCUUCUUGAAGGAAGAGCAUGAAAAGCUGAAGCUGAUUGAAAGCUUCAUCACCCAUGACAAGCACAAACACAAAAGUGGGGCCAAAGGCAGCAGGAUCCGGGCCGCCAGCUUCCAGGGCUACCACGUCAACCCCAGCAGGCAAAGCAGCUUCACCUCCUUUAGCUCCCAGCACACAGAAGUGUGACUCCUUAGGGAAGGGUAACACAAACUAUGCUUACUUCUGUACUAUCUGCUUGCUGCGUGAUGUGAUUCGCAACCUGAAGCAAGAGAGGCAGUCAAGGAAGA